Molecule: messenger RNA, 726 nt
Organism: Morus notabilis
Lineage: Eukaryota; Viridiplantae; Streptophyta; Magnoliopsida; Rosales; Moraceae
Product: arabinogalactan peptide 20
Exons: 2
Coding region: 151-381 (76 amino acids)
Source: RefSeq, a predicted model, not a curated record
GCGAUUUCUUUUUGACGGCCAAAAGCGAAAUGCUCCUGCACUCCCUCACAUCCGUUUCUCUCUCUACCUCGCGCGCUCUCCCUCUCUGCAACAUUCUCUCUUCCUUCUUCUUCUUCUUGCUCUAGGUUUUGAGCUUUACACAGAGAAACAAUGGCUGCUGCUUUCUCUGCGGCUUUGCUCCGAGCUUUGGCCUUCGUUGCCAUCGCUUUCGCCAUUGCUUCCCCCGCUCUCGUCCGCGCUCAGUCCCCUACUCCCGCGCCGGCUCCCACUAGCGAUGGGACUUCCAUUGACCAAGGGGUUGCGUAUGUGCUGAUGCUUGUGGCUUUGGUCCUCACGUACCUCAUUCACCCCUUGGACGCAUCUUCAUACAACUUCUUCUGAUUUGGUUUUUUGGUCGUUCUUUUUAGGUUCGUAUUAGAUUAGAGAUGGGUUUUUGAGAUUUGUCUUGUUUUUCUUUCCUUUUGGAGGAAUUGGUUAUCUUUAUCCAACUGAGGAGAGGAGGAUUGUUUGCGUUCAUGUGAUGUUACGUAAUAUUCUUCUUGCUUUUCGUUUCAUGUGUUACUUACUAUUCAUGGUUGUGCAUAGGUUUUUGAUGAAUUGAGGUUCGAUUUCAUUAUUGCUUCUGUUUUUUCUCUUUCUUAUUUUCUUUCGUUAUAUUGCUUUUUCCCCCCCUCUUAACUUUGUACAUUUCUAACUUUUGGGAGCCGGAUGUAUGAAAAUUUGAAA